Drosophila busckii is the source of this 344-nucleotide messenger RNA. RefSeq lists its product as uncharacterized. Lineage: Eukaryota; Metazoa; Arthropoda; Insecta; Diptera; Drosophilidae. Bases 31 to 309 code for a protein of 92 amino acids. The record is from RefSeq and is a predicted model, not a curated record. The transcript is spliced from 3 exons.
CUGGCUAGAGAAUCAGAUCAGUUGACAAACAUGCAAGCUCUAAAAUUGGUGGUCUGCCUGGUGGUCAUGUGGGCCUCCGUUGUAUUUGGUGCUGGUUGUGAAUUUGAGGGUAAACAGCUGAAGGUGGGUGAAUGGAUGCAGCCCAAGGAUAAAUGUCUAAAGCUUGAGUGCAAAGCCGAUGGAGUAGCUGCUAUGGGAGGCUGCCCAGCGCCCGUCGUAAUACUUCCUACCCAAAAAUGCACCCGCAUCGAGGAAGACGGUACUAAACCCUGGGGUUCUUGCUGUGAGCAAGUUAUUUGCGAAGCGUAAUUAAAAAGAUUUCUUGUAUUAUUUUAAAAAAAUUA